Messenger RNA from Zymoseptoria tritici IPO323, 420 nucleotides. RefSeq lists its product as uncharacterized. Bases 1 to 420 code for a protein of 139 amino acids. The transcript is spliced from 4 exons. Lineage: Eukaryota; Fungi; Ascomycota; Dothideomycetes; Mycosphaerellales; Mycosphaerellaceae. The record is from RefSeq and is a predicted model, not a curated record.
AUGCGAAAACUACAGGUCGACUCCGCGUCUAGGGCGACAGCGCUUAUGUGGACCGAGGAGACGGGGGAGGAUAGGACCUCUGUGACCAGAGGCGACGUAGUGGAACAAUUCGAUGUGGUUUCUAGAAAACCGGCAAUCGUGAUAAGGACAAUGCUUCGUUUCAACAUAACGCAUGGCGAUCUGCUCGCCGAGUUCCUCCCUGUCGGCACCGAUGUCGUAGUGACGAACUUUCCAAAGGCUUGCGUCCUGCAGCUUGAGGGGUCGCUCCUCGUCCAGACGACCGAGGCUAAGCUGAAGCAAGUCGAUAAGCUGGACGCUUCUACAGAAGGCGGUAAACGCGAUAAUAUCGCCGCCUAUGUCAUCGAAGGACUGGUUGAGAGCCGGCACAUCGCCUGCUUCACCGUCAAAGCCGAAAUGUAG